AUGACCCAAAAUUGUACCUUAACCAAUUACGAUCCAUACAAUUGCAGACGUCUUGGCGUGGUCACUUACUCCUUCGUCUCUACUGCCCCCUUCAGCAACUUCGUUUUGCUUUUCUGUCCACAGCUUUGGCAUCACCGCCAGUGGGCUGUGAUGCAGUUAGUCAGUGCGUAUCCUGCAGAUAGCACUAAUGAAAACAAAGAAGUUCACACCAAGUACGGUCUCGGUGAACUCGAAUUCACUGCGGACGUGAUUUCGGAUGAUUCCAAGAAUUAUCAUGCAUGGCAGCACCGACGUUGGGCCGUCAACUACUUCAAAAUACCAUCAACACAUGAACUCCAGUACACUGAGACCUUGAUUUUGGAGGACGUAUAUAACAAUUCCGCGUGGAAUCAUCGCUUCGUCACGGUGUCGAAGGACGAGGGGUUGACUCCACCUGUUCUUCAGCGGGUAAGCGGACAAUUUGUUAUUGUUGAUAGCAGUCGUAACUUUCAGAAUAGUUAA
Dicrocoelium dendriticum is the source of this 501-nucleotide messenger RNA. NCBI's taxonomy places the organism in Eukaryota, Metazoa, Platyhelminthes, Trematoda, Plagiorchiida, Dicrocoeliidae. The record is from the annotation of a GenBank genome assembly.